CCAUCGCCAGGCAGAAGGAUCUGUGACAGUGCAGGGUACAACUCGAGGUUGAGGGGCAGAGAGAGGAAAACAUUUCUCCCGAUCCCGCCAUACUUCUACCACUAUUCCACCAUAACCACCAUCAAAUUAAUUCAAAUUGAUCCAUUCUACAUUGUGCGAUUCAUUCGCUUGGGUUGCUGCAGUCAAGGUUUCUCCACUUCAGUAUUGGACUUAAUCAGACUACAACAUUACCAUUACUUUAAACUUUUUUUCCUUUUUCUUUUUGAUUUACUUUGAAAAUAAAUGUAUUUCGUUUUCUUUUACUGCUUGUGGACAUUUGCAAGUGUUUUCAACCUGUGAUCAUCCUGGGUAGAUCUAUCUCGUUGCGUUUUCAAAGAAAAAAAGUUUUGUUGCUCAUAUUUUUUCAUUUCAAUUGGAGGACCUCUAUUUUUCAACAUGAACAAGCUAUACAUUGGAAAUCUCAAUGAAAACGUGACUGCAGAGGACUUGGUUAAAACCUUUGAUGACAACAAGAUUCCAUACUCUGGGCAGUUUCUUAUGAAAACUGGCUACGCGUUUGUUGAUUGUCCGGACGACCAAUGGGCUAUGAAAGCCAUUGAAGCAUUUUCCGGUAAAGUGGAGCUCCAUGGGAAGCAUAUUGAGGUCGAACACUCUGUCCCUAAGAAGCAAAGGACCAGGAAACUCCAGAUCAGAAACAUUCCUCCACACCUGCAGUGGGAGGUGCUGGAUGGUCUGCUGGCCCAAUAUGGAACCGUUGAGAACUACGAACAAGUGAACACAGAUAGUGAGACUGCGGUGGUCAAUGUCACAUAUGGAACUCGGGAACAUGCCAGACAGGCUAUCCAGAAGCUGAACGGCUACGAGUUUGAGAACAAUUCCUUGCGCGUCUCCUACAUCCCAGAUGAGACGUCCGAUGUCGACUCCCAACGCGGCCAGGACAACAGUCGUCGCCCCGGUUACGGGUCCCGCGGCCCCCGUGGAGGUUCCCCAGGCUCAGGCAUGCCUUCAAAACACCAGCACGCUGACAUCCCCCUCAGACUCCUGGUGCCCACCCAAUACGUGGGGGCCAUCAUCGGCAAGGAGGGUGCCACCAUCCGCAACAUCACCAAACAAACCCAGAGCAAAAUUGACGUCCAUCGCAAAGAGAAUGCCGGCGCCGCUGAGAAACCAAUCAGCAUCCACUCCACCCCUGAGGGCUGCUCCUCUGCCUGCCGUAUGAUCCUGGACAUCAUGCAACAGGAGGCUAAGGACACCAAGACUGCUGAAGAAGUACCCCUGAAGAUCCUGGCUCACAAUAACUUUGUAGGCCGACUGAUCGGCAAGGAGGGGCGCAACCUGAAAAAAGUGGAGCAGGACACCGACACCAAGAUUACCAUCUCUCCACUCCAGGACCUGACCGUGUACAACCCAGAGAGGACCAUCACAGUGAAGGGACCCAUCGAGGCCUGUUGUCUGGCCGAGACAGAGAUCAUGAAGAAAGUGCGUGAGGCCUAUGACAAUGACAUGGCCGCCAUGAAUCAACAGACUCAUCUGAUUCCCGGAUUGAACCUUGGAGCACUUGGACUUUUCCCCCCUUCCGGUUCCAUGCCCCCUCCCCCACCAGGCAACUCUGCAUCCCCCUACGGCUCUUUUGGGGCCCCUGAGCAGGAGACAGUCCAUGUGUACAUCCCGGCCCAGGCGGUAGGAGCUAUUAUUGGCAAGAAGGGAGAGCAUAUAAAACAGCUGAGCCGCUUCGCUGGAGCAUCAAUCAAGAUUGCCCCAGCUGAGGCUCCAGACUCCAAGAUGCGAAUGGUCAUUGUAACCGGCCCACCUGAGGCCCAGUUCAAGGCUCAGGGCAGGAUUUAUGGCAAACUGAAGGAGGAAAACUUCUUUGGGCCGAAGGAGGAAGUGAAGCUGGAGACGCACAUCAAGGUAGCUGCUGCCGCUGCCGGCCGAGUCAUCGGGAAAGGCGGAAAGACGGUGAAUGAGCUACAGAACCUCACUGCAGCUGAGGUGGUGGUCCCUCGCGAACAGACCCCCGACGAGAAUGACCAGGUUAUUGUCAAGAUCAUCGGCCACUUCUACGCAAGCCAGUUGGCCCAAAGGAAGAUCAGGGACAUUCUUACGCAGGUCAGGCAGCAGCAGAAAGGAGGCAUGGGGGAGCGCCAGGGGGAGCGCCAGGGGCCACACCCACAGGUCUUGUCUGAGAUGGGGCCCUCCCAGGGACUGGCACAGGAGCCCCGGCCCCAGAGAAAGUGACGGGGCAGAGGGACCUUACCGGACAGACAGACAGAAAAACGAACGGAGGAUAGAUGAAUGGACGUAUAAAAGAGAGCGACACACGGACCCAGCGAUAGACAGGAGAGAUGCGAGUCAAACUGAGUCAGAGAGAGGAAACACCUGAGAGAGGACAAAGUUUAGAGAGGAAAAAAAGAGAGGUAAAGUAAACUUAGAGAAAACAGAGACCAGAUGCCAGGCCAGAGCGACUGACUGGGAAUGGUGAGUUGUUUGGAGGAGGUGGUAGAUAGAGGCGUCCUUGUGUGUUUCAGAGAGGGUCUCUCUCUCUCACACACCAAUGGGGGUCAUUUGGUUCUCCUCAUAUGGAGAGCGACUACUUUCCCUGAUCACACUUGGAUAGGCCAGCCUACUUGAUACUAAACCCAUACUGAGCUCUUAACCAUCUCCAGCCAGUCCUAUAUUUUAAGGGUGGUUUUUUUAAAGAUAAAGAUAUAUGUAUAGAAAUGUUUAUUCAGAGGUAUUAUUAAUAGAAUGCAGUGAUCGGGAGCCGGGAGAGGG
This is a messenger RNA of Oncorhynchus masou masou (cherry salmon), 2775 nucleotides long. RefSeq names its product insulin-like growth factor 2 mRNA-binding protein 1. Gene Ontology annotation, molecular function: mRNA 3'-UTR binding. NCBI's taxonomy places the organism in Eukaryota, Metazoa, Chordata, Actinopteri, Salmoniformes, Salmonidae. Gene Ontology annotation, cellular component: cytoplasm; nucleus; cytosol. Gene Ontology annotation, biological process: nervous system development; regulation of gene expression. The coding region runs from base 436 to 2238 and encodes 600 amino acids. The transcript is spliced from 15 exons. The record is from RefSeq and is a predicted model, not a curated record.